AUGGAAAUGUGUGAGCGGAAUCCUUUAAAUCCUGGCUAUGUUGGUUCUCUGUUGAAUUUUCCUCCCCCUGAGUCGCUGUAUUUCUCCAACUUGCGGGGUAAUGGAGCCCACAUACCCGGGCUGCAGAUCCCUUACAAUAGGAGAGAGGUGUGCACGCUCCCGUGGACUUCCUCAAGUUCGUGCACGUCUGGACCAGCAGCACCGCCACCGAGCCGCGCCUUUGGAGGCUACUGUCCGCCGUUUCUGUCAAACCCGUUGUCUAUAAAUACGAACUCCAGCGGUCACGUCAAGGCGCAUCUGGAGGACUCGGCGCGAUGCUUUCAGGUCACAAACCAUAAGACAGAGGAGUCUGGGAGGCGAGAUGAGGUUUACGCCGGGGACCAUGCCAGUGACCGCGGAUACUCAGACCUGGACAGCCGGUCUCACGGUCCUGCAGCACAGCUUGAUCACGAUUCAGCAGGUCCACUAAAUGUGAACGGCACCAAACAGGAGCAGAAUCCCAUUCACCCAUCAUCUAGCCACACAUGCUCCAGGACGUCUUUUGCAGAAGGUGCCCCAUGGUGCUCGUCGCAAGUGAAAGCCAGAAAGAAGAGAAAGCCUUACACGAAGCUGCAGCUGGCUGAACUUGAGAAUGAAUUUAUGAUGAAUGAAUUCAUCAACAGGCAGAAAAGGAAAGAGUUGUCAGAAAGACUGGACCUGAGUGACCAACAAGUGAAAAUAUGGUUUCAGAACCGGAGGAUGAAGAAGAAACGACUGAUAAUGCGCGAACAUGCUUUCUCCGCAUACUGA
Molecule: messenger RNA, 789 nt
Organism: Cottoperca gobio
Lineage: Eukaryota; Metazoa; Chordata; Actinopteri; Perciformes; Bovichtidae
Gene: hoxd12a
Product: homeobox D12a
Exons: 2
Coding region: 1-789 (262 amino acids)
Biological process (GO): regulation of DNA-templated transcription
Molecular function (GO): DNA-binding transcription factor activity, RNA polymerase II-specific; sequence-specific double-stranded DNA binding
Source: RefSeq, a predicted model, not a curated record